UGCGGAUAUAGAUUUAAAAGAUAGUUUUUUGGUUCUUCCUUUUUACGUAAAGGUCGUCGCGAACGUGACAGGCUUACCGGGAAGUAGGCAAGUUUUUCGUCUUUACAGUCGACCAGGGUACAAAAACAUGAAAAUUUGGAGUAAAGAGCAUAUAUUUGAUAAUCCUUGGGAACUAGUGGCAAGGGCUCAAUGGAGAAAAUAUCCCAACAAAUUUAACCAGGCAGUUGAAGGCAUUGAUGUUGUGGACAGAAGAAUAGAUGAAAAAGGUGUUUUGAAAACUCAUCGUCUGUUAAGCACGAAAUGGGGUAUUCCAGGUUGGGCCACUAAGAUAGUAGGAUCUGAUGGUAUUGGCCAUGCAAGUGAACACUCAACUGUUGAUCCCAAGAACAAAACCAUGGAAUUAAAAACACGCAAUUUGACAUUUUGCAAUAUGAUAACAAUAGAUGAAACACUUGUGUACUCUCCCCAUCCAGAAGACAAGAAUAAGACUUGCUUAAAGCAGGAAGCUGUGAUCAAUGUUAAAGGUAUCCCAUUUGGCAGCUACAUUGAAUCAUUUGUUUGUGACAAUAUAUCAAAGAAUGCAUCCAAGGGACGAGAAGCGAUGGACCAUGUUAUAAAUGUUAUACAGAUGGAAACCAGAGAUUUACAAUUAAGAGCUCAACAAGCCAUGGAAACUAUCAACCUUAAUUUCGAGGCCAUGGAAUCGAACAAUCUCAGUUUCGAAGUUUGACGAGAAAACAAUCUAGGGUCUUCCAAUUCUAAAUCAUGGUUUCAUCAUCUGCUUGAGAUUAACCAAGAUCUGAUCCUGAAAAAAAGUGAUUUUUCAAAUCUUGUUAAUGUUUGAAAUCAUCAUCUGAAGACUGUGCCUCUAAGUUGACAAUGAAUUGUUUAUCAUCUUAAAACCCAUAUGUGGACCAUAAAGAAUCUGUUAUGUGUAAAGUUACAAGUUUCUUAGUUAUUUUUAUAAGAUAGCUUCAAAAUGGACACAUAUCAACUGCUGAUUAAUGCUGAUAGAUAUAUUAAAUCUUUAUACUAAUCAAAGUAUAUUUA
Molecule: messenger RNA, 1050 nt
Organism: Ruditapes philippinarum (Manila clam)
Lineage: Eukaryota; Metazoa; Mollusca; Bivalvia; Venerida; Veneridae
Product: PRELI domain containing protein 3B-like
Exons: 6
Coding region: 128-730 (200 amino acids)
Biological process (GO): phospholipid transport
Cellular component (GO): mitochondrial intermembrane space
Molecular function (GO): phosphatidic acid transfer activity
Source: RefSeq, a predicted model, not a curated record